Molecule: messenger RNA, 2964 nt
Organism: Armigeres subalbatus
Lineage: Eukaryota; Metazoa; Arthropoda; Insecta; Diptera; Culicidae
Exons: 3
Coding region: 1-2964 (987 amino acids)
Source: RefSeq, a predicted model, not a curated record
AUGCAGAAUUUGUUGCUAUUUGUGGAUUCCUACCAAGAAGAUAGGGAUAAGUUUUUGGUCGAGGGCUGGAAGAAUAGAUUGCAAGAAACAUCCGAGCAAUUCCAGUCUGUUCGCCUGAAGUUGGAGUUAAUUGACGAGGAUGAAGAUGAUGAGGAACGUGAAGCAGCGAAUCGUAAGAUCCGCGAUAAUUUCGAGAAAGGUUACGUGAAAGUUCUUGGCUUUCUGGCAGCUGCUGAGCGAAGGGCAAAUCCGCCAUUCCAUUCGGUCGUUCAAGCUGUGGCUUCUGGUUCCGGAAACCCAAACUCUGUCCAAUCCAGAAUCAAGUUACCUGAGGUCAAACUUCCUUCAAACUCACGCUCACAGAAACCAAAGAUUAGCAACAUCAAUGCUGUCGUUACCGCUCGAUCGAAGCCAUGUCCGUUCUGCAAGCAAGAAUCGCACUCCGUCUUCAAAUGUCACGUAUUCCGCAACGCGUCAGUAGCAGAAAGGUAUGAGCUAGUGAAGAAGAAAGGACUUUGCCUCAGCUGUCUCUCGCUUGAUCACCAGAUAAAAAACUGUUCUUCCACUGCAUGUCGUGUUUGUGGGCAAAGGCACCACACAAUGCUACACCAGCAAGCAAACAAUCGCUAUCCCAACCAAUCGCAAGCUCCGAAACAAAUCCACAGUCCACCCAAUUCCGAACAAACUCAAUCACAGAACGCUAGAAGUCUUCAAAACACUUCAAACCCGCCUCCAUCGCCAGCCACUCCAGUAGUCUCACUUCCCGCCGCAACCCCGUCGCUCAGCCACUGUUCCACCUCCUUGGUCGCCAACAUUCGGAAGAUCCCGUCAACGGUGCUACUGCAAACAGCUCUACUCAAGGUCGUUGAUUCUAGCGGUUACGUACUGUGGGCCAGAGCUCUUCUAGACCCGGCCUCACAGCUGAAUGUUAUCUCCGAACGGUUGGUUCAGCGAUUACAUACACGGAAGACCAAGGACCACCAUAGUAUCGGGGGCAUAGGAGGUUCCAUAACAACAGCAAACCAUUCCGUCUUCCUCAGAAUUCACUCCCACUGCACUGAUUUCAGUGCAGAUUUGAAGUUUUUCGUCCUGAGUGAAAUAACUCGUGAUCUGCCUUCUAAAAACGUCGAUCUUUCCACAUGGGAAUGGCCAUCCGAUUUAGUACUCGCCGAUCCUAAAUUCCACGAGCCAGCCUCCGUAGAUAUGAUCAUCGGAAUGGAAGUGUACUACGAUCUACUUCUGGAAGGUUUCGUUAAGCUUGGCCAAGGACAGCCUGUGCUCCAGAAUACCACUCUGGGUUGGGUUGUUUCCGGUAGAGUUGGUCUACGCCAACCUCCAAAUCCAAUCACCACCGGCCAUGUUUGUAGUACGCUUUCAUUAGAGGAUUCCAUUUCAAGAUUUUGGGAGAUAGAGUCGUGUCAAUCUUCAAGUACGUUGUCCAUAGAGGAGACAGCUUGCGAAGAACAUUUUGCUGCAACCACCACCAGAGACAAAACUGGUCGUUUCGUAGUAGCGUUGCCGAAGAAGCCAGAAGUUUUGAGUCAGCUUGGAAGGUCCUACGAGGUAGCCAAGCGUCGUCUGCUAUGGCUGAGUCGCCGUCUCGAAGCGAACCCGGCUCUUAAGUCAGCCUACUCGAAAUUCAUCAAGGAGUAUUUGGAUCUAGGCCACAUGGAGGAAGUUCCUUUUGAUAUGUCGAGGUCAUCAGCAGCCUACUUCCUUCCGCAUCAUUGCGUAGUUCGUCCGGAUAGCAUUACGACCAAACUCCGGGUCGUUUUUGAUGCGUCUUGCGUCACAGAUACCGGGAUAUCCCUAAAUGACGCCUUGAUGGUGGGGCCAGUGGUUCAGGAGGACCUAGUUUGCAUUACUAUGCGUUUCCGAAUGCCGAAGUUUGCCAUCAUCUCCGACAUUGAAAAAAUGUACCGGCAAAUUUGGAUGGAUACAGUUGACCGCCCCCUCCAGCAGAUCCUGUGGCAAGACAAGCCUGGUGACCCGGUUAGAAUAUUCCAACUCAAGACAGUGACAUACGGGACAUCUUCUGCACCAUAUCUGGCCACAAAAUGCCUCCAGGAGUUGGCCAAACAAGGGCAAUCAUCGCAUCCAGCCGCUGCAGUAGUUCUUGCAAAUGAUUUCUACAUGGACGAUAUGAUAAGCGGAGUCCACAAUGUUGACGAGGGGAAGGUCUUAUGCGCCCAACUCCUUGAGCUGCUGCAUUCAGCCGGGCUCAGUCUUCGUAAAUGGUCGUCGAAUUCUCCCGAAAUUCUGGAAAGUAUUCCAUUCGACCUCCGAGACGUACGUUCCGUACUCGAUCUUGAUUCUUCCGCCUCUGUCAAAACCCUAGGCCUAAAAUGGACACCCUCAACGGACGAGCUAGGAUUUCAUGUACCUAAGUGGAAUGAAGGGUGUGUCGUCACAAAACGCAUAGCGCUUUCAGAUUCCGCUCGUCUAUACGAUCCCCUAGGGCUCGUGGGUCCUGUCAUCGUACUCGCUAAGUGUUUCAUGCAGGAGCUUUGGGAGUACAAAAAGUCUUGGGAUGAACCAUUAGAAGACGAUCUCCGAAAUCGUUGGCUCCAGUUUAGGAGUGAACUAGCUUCAGAACCUUCGUACGAGAAUGUACCAACUAACCGACUUGAUCGGUACCAGCAUACACAAGAAUUUGUCCGGCACAUUUGGAUGCGUUGGAGUACAGACUACCUCUCUGGACUUCACCCCCGCACGAAAUGGACUCGUUUGCGGGAUAAUAUCAGCAUCGGCACAAUGGUGCUAUUAAAAGACGAUAAUCUUCCGCCGCUAAAGUGGCACUACGGUCGUGUUACCCAAAUUUUUCGUGGUGACGAUGGAAAUGUUCGGGUAGUCUCUGUCCGAACCAAAGAUGGCGAAUACCGCCGCGCUAUAUCCAAGAUUUGCGUGCUACCAGUAUCGCAACCAGCUCCCGCUGGUAACAACGAUCUACUCGAAGAGAUGUAG